CCAGAAUGCAUUGUAUCACAAACUGCACGCGCGAAAGAUGCUUUCUGUAGUUAGGGAUUGUUGGAAACUGUGUAAUUUAAACUUCACUGCGACAUUAAGCAAAUCUUGGAGCUACAGAGGCCAGUAAUGACCACAAGCAACAGCUGUUCAGUUCUUAAAGAUGUCGUUGCCUAUGUUGAUGUGUGGUCAUCAGACAAAACAGCAAACUAUUCAAAACCAUUCAUUCAGCAGCUGCAGGAAAUGGGAGCUCAGGUAUCAAAAACAUUCAAUAAACAAGUCACACAUGUAGUCUUCAACAAUGGUCAUCCAGCUACAUGGAGAAAAGCCAAGAAAAGUGAUGUGAGGCUUGUCUCUGUUCUCUGGGUAGGCAGAUGUUACGACGACGGAGUGCAUGUGGAUGAGGAGUUGUAUCCAGCCUUAAAUGAUGAAAGCAAUCCUGUGUUGAAGAACAAGAAACAUCGCUGCAUGCGGCCAAAAGAUUCUCCAGAGAGGACACCUGAAAAUGACAGACGCAUGAGGAAGAAAUUAGACAAGAUGAUGAAAGACCUUGCUCCGAAACAACCUCUGGUUACAGAUGUGUCACCCAUCAUCAUCGACGAAGAGAGUGGAAUAGUCUAUAGCCCUGCUUUGAAAAGAUCGGAUUAUAUGGCACAACGUUUGAAAGACAUGAAAGAGAAGCGGGAAAACCUCUCACCCACUGCUUCACAAAUGGUUGAAUCCUGCUCACCCACUGGGCUGAAGCCUUCUCUUGGGAGCACACCAACUGUCUUCAAAUUAAUGUUUGACCAGUCAGAUGAGGAUUCCAGUGCUUCUGUUGCUGAACCUGGUUGCUCACCUGAUAAAGGAGCAGCGAGAACACAAGUAGAUGUUACUGACCAUGGACAUCUUGAAAAAUGCCACAGGAAAGGCUCUGAAAAGCCCUGGCUUUCACCCUGUUGUGAUGUGCCUUUGAAAUGUCCUGACUUGGAGGACGAAGAGGACAAAGAUGGGAACAGACAAAAAAAUUCAAGAAGGACCUCAGCCAGGAAAAAGACAGCAGAGAAACAGAAAUCCCUAGGUUUAUUAGAAAGUCCUUGCCUGGAUACGAGAUCUGAUAAGAGAAGAUCUGGCAGGAACUUUAGUAAAGAUAAAAGUCAGUCACAGAUAAAGUCAUCCAGCCCAUCACCUGACAAAUCUGAAAAGGGAAAGCGAAAAAUGAAAGCAACUAAAUCUUUUGCAGAGACCAAGACCAGUAAUUGUCCUGAUGAUGUGAAUUCUUUUAGAUGCUCCUCGUCAGCAGCCACGUCAGAUGAUGCUGCAGUGGAACUGUCAAAAGUAGCUGCUACCUCGUUACAGAAACUGGAACAGAAAAUACCCAAACGAGCCAGACCAUCACUUUCUGCCUUGGUACGGCCUUUCACUGUAUCUGGUGAAUCUCAAGGUGUUGCCUCAGCUUCCACUGAUGGAGAUGAUAACGUGUUUGAGGACUAUUUCUCUCCGGCUAACCACCACCAGAGGUCAAGAAGACCUCUUUUGUCUAAUCUACCUGUGGAGAAAGACAGUGACAUUCCUUUUGAGUUGGCCUCUGUCCCACAGAAGAGAAAACAAAGAAGAAGUGAAAGCAUUGGAUUUGAAACUAACAGUAAAAAGAAGAGGAAACUGGAAGAAAGUGGCAAAAAUCACAAUCAGCAAUCUGAUGCAAGUCAUCCACAACAGGAUGUUAAAGAAACUGCACAUCUACUGGAUAGUCCAAGCACCAGUCUAAUACUCGUGUCUAAAAGGCGAAGACAGAGCACCUUACCGUUUACAAGCACGAGCACAAGGGAGGGAACAACAAGGGAUGCAGUAAAACAGAGAAGAGUGUCUACGGUAUCGGUGCGGCAGAAAAACUCUGAUGUCAGUGUCCUUUCUCACACCUCGGAAAGUAGAGGAAAUGAAUGUACAGUUGCAGCUGGUAUAACAGAGAUCCCCUCCGAAGACAAGGAAAAUUGCGAUAAGCAAGUCAGCUUGAUCCUUCAGAGAAUGGUCAACAAAACAAAGCAUAUGAGAACAUUGGUGAUGACAAGCAUGCCCACUGAGCAGCAGCACACGGUGGUUCAGGUGGUGCAGGCACUGGGUGGUUUUUCAAUCGUUGACCGAGUUUGUGAGAGCACAACUCAUGUGGUGUCUGGGGGUCACCGGCGGACUCUCAAUAUACUGUUGGGCAUAGCUCGUGGCUGCUGGAUCCUCUCUUUUGAAUGGAUUCUCUGGUGUUUAGAGCAAAGGCAGUGGAUUCCAGAGGAACCAUAUGAACUUUCAGACCAAUUUCCAGCAGCACAGAUCUGUCGUCUACAGAGGCACCUGUCUGCCGGGGAGCACCAGCAGGACCUGUUCCAAGGCCAGCCAGCCAUGUUUGUGUCCCAGCACUCCCAGCCGCCCACUCAGAGUCUAGUGGAGCUGAUCCAGCUCUGUGGAGGAACAGUCUGCAAAACUGUGCGGCAGGCGGGUAUCUGCAUAGGGAGGUACAACGGCAGGAGACCAGAGGGAAGCAGGAUACUGUCUGAGCAGUGGGUGCUGGAUAGUAUCACACAUCUGAAGCAGCUGUCAUAUGAUAACUACGAUUUGGAGUGAAAGCUGAUGAAUUUUCUUUUUUGACUGUGAAGUUUAGUUUUAUAAAUUUUAUCUUGGACAGUGGCAAGUCACGUCACACAUACCGUCUUUUAGCUUUUUCUUACAAUGUCCCUCCUGUGCAAGUUUGUCGUUGUGAUGUGUUAGGAGGCUUUACGUAAAUCCUCUUUUGUUUCUGAAGAUUUUUAGUCCCUGGUUACCACUGAAACCUGUUACUUCGAAAGACUGCUUUAACAUAUACUGCAUGUUGAUCUGUUAUGAAUUGCAGUUUUUUUCCCCAUAAUGUAGCGACCACUACUGUGUGUGUGUGUGUGUGUGUGUGUGUGUGUGUGUGUGUGUGUGUGUGUGUGUAGUAGGUAUAGUAGAGCAUGUUUUUCACAACAAAUGAGUAUGUGAUUGAGCCUCAUUCUUUUACAUUCAUUAAAAUGUGAUUUUAAAAAUACUUUCCAAGCCAGUUCAAUACUCUAAUGGAGAUAAAAUACUGAAUCUUUUAUAGAAAUGUUUUGUGAUGUCAUUGUUAAUUAAAGCUUUUUUUAAAUGUU
Molecule: messenger RNA, 3128 nt
Organism: Toxotes jaculatrix (banded archerfish)
Lineage: Eukaryota; Metazoa; Chordata; Actinopteri; Toxotidae
Gene: mcph1
Product: microcephalin 1
Exons: 15
Coding region: 127-2589 (820 amino acids)
Biological process (GO): mitotic cell cycle
Source: RefSeq, a predicted model, not a curated record